Molecule: messenger RNA, 1359 nt
Organism: Capsella rubella
Lineage: Eukaryota; Viridiplantae; Streptophyta; Magnoliopsida; Brassicales; Brassicaceae
Product: homeobox-leucine zipper protein HAT5
Exons: 4
Coding region: 404-1222 (272 amino acids)
Biological process (GO): positive regulation of DNA-templated transcription
Cellular component (GO): nucleus
Molecular function (GO): sequence-specific DNA binding; DNA-binding transcription factor activity, RNA polymerase II-specific
Source: RefSeq, a predicted model, not a curated record
CACAUUUGCUGAAACACAAAGAGGCAACUUCUUCUUCUUCUUCUACUCUCUCUCUCAUAUCUCUCAAAGUCUUUUUAGUUAUAAGAUUCGAAAAUUUGGAAAUCAUUAAGGUUUGUCAUUGGGAUCGUACUGGCUGUGAUCUUGAUCCCUCUGGCACCGGAGGGGAAUUGUUGUUUGUAUAGUUCAUGAUGGGAUUUUGCAUUUGCCCGUUGGAGUCACCUGCGAGACUACUGUGGAGCACUAGCUUCUUCCGCCAUAAGAUCAUGAUCUUCUAAUCCUAUUUCUCUUCUCUCUAUAUUAUAUAUCUCUUCUAAUUUAAUAAACUCAUCUCUCUCCCUUCCUCUUUCUUUGGUUUCUUUCCUCUCUCCAAGAAGCUGUGUUUUCAAUCCCCUCUUUAUUUCAAAUGGAAUCCAAUUCGUUUUUUUUCGAUCCAUCUGCCUCACAACAUGGCAACAUGUUCUUCCUUGGCAAUCUCAAUCCAGUCGUCCAAGGAGGAGCAAGAUCGAUGAUGAUGAUGAACAUGGAGGAAACAUCAAAGCGAAGGCCCUUCUUUAGCUCCCCUGAGGAUCUCUACGACGAGGAAUAUUACGAUGACCAGUUGCCCGAAAAGAAGCGUCGCCUCACCACCGAACAAGUGCAUCUGUUGGAGAAAAGCUUCGAGACAGAGAACAAACUGGAGCCAGAACGCAAGACUCAGCUUGCCAAGAAGCUUGGUCUACAGCCGAGGCAAGUGGCCGUGUGGUUUCAAAACCGCCGAGCUCGUUGGAAAACAAAACAGCUCGAGAGAGACUACGAUCUUCUCAAGUCCACUUACGACCACCUCCUCUCUAACUACGACUCCAUCGUCAAGGACAACGAUAAGCUCAGAUCCGAGGUUACUUCACUGACCCAAAAGCUUCAGGGCAAAGAAGAAGAGACGACAGCUAAAGAACCACCGGGUCAAGUGCCCGAUUCCAACCUACUUGAUCCGGUUUACAUAAACCCGGCGGCAAUCAAAACCGAGGACCGGUUAAGUUCAGGGAGCGUUGGGAGUGCGGUACUCGACGAAGACGCACCUCAACUACUAGACAGCUGUGACUCUUACUUCCCAAGCAUCGUACCCAUCCAUUCCCAACAAGACGACAGUGAUCAUGACCGGACUUGUUUCUCUGACGUCUUCGUGCCCACCACUUCACCGUCGCACCAUCACGGCGAAUCAUUGGGACUCUGGGGUUGGCCUUAAUUAUAUUCUAUAUAUUUAUAUAUGUGUGUUUAUUAUUAAGUACAACAGUCAUAUGUCGUUUCGUUUCCAUGUUUGAACACUCCCCGCAUAACUGUGGGAUCAUUCAACAAUUUCACGGUAUUUGAUAAGUUUUAGUA